Lytechinus variegatus (green sea urchin) is the source of this 455-nucleotide messenger RNA. Its product is annotated as relaxin receptor 2-like. NCBI's taxonomy places the organism in Eukaryota, Metazoa, Echinodermata, Echinoidea, Temnopleuroida, Toxopneustidae. Gene Ontology annotation, cellular component: membrane. Gene Ontology annotation, biological process: G protein-coupled receptor signaling pathway. The record is from RefSeq and is a predicted model, not a curated record. The transcript is spliced from 2 exons. Bases 42 to 455 code for a protein of 137 amino acids. Gene Ontology annotation, molecular function: G protein-coupled receptor activity.
CAAGCGUGGGUAAUCUAGGCGUCUUGGUCAGCCGUGCUUUCAUGAAGGCUGAAAGUAAAGUACAUACGGUGGUCGUCAUUAAUCUGUGCACUGCUGACUUCCUUAUGGGUCUGUAUCUGCUUAUCAUUGGCACCCAAGAUGUAAAAUACCGAAAUAAAUACAACCAGUAUGCGUUGGAGUGGACCAACGGUGUGACGUGCAAGGUUUCCGGUCUCCUCGCCAUGAUCUCCAGUGAGGUCUCGGUCCUGACACUAAUGUUCAUAUCUCUAGAGCGCUACUUCAUUAUAGUCUACCCAUACAGCUUUCAGAGGAUCAAGACAAGAAGGGCGAUCAUGGUGUUGGCCUGUAUAUGGUGCUUCGGAACUUUGCUUGCCGUGUUCCCGAUGAUUCCCGUAGAAUACUUUGGGAAUUUCUAUGGGAGCAAUGGUGUGUGUUUUCCCGCUGCACCUCCAUGA